AUGCUAAAAGAAACUCUAUUCCUCUUUGUCAAUGAGAUAUCCAACUUGGUGCCUGCCUCAAAUGUUCAACAAUAUGGAUGGUCUUCUGCUGCUCCCUUUACUUCUAAGAGAAAAAGGAUAACUAUUGAAGAUUGGAGGGCGUUGCUGGAAUCCUUUGUCAACAAGGAUCAAUUCGUGUCUUCAGUUACUGAUCAUGUUAGUGCACAAGACACAGGAGCAAAAGCAGCAGACUUUGAUGAUGAUGAUGGUGGAGGUUUGGCACUAAAUGCUCAAUCAAGAGCUAUGCUAAUGGCAAAACUUGAUCGCAGUGGUAUUACCACAGGUAUUCCUGGGGCUCUUGGAGCACCUAUAGUUAAUGGAUCUGGUCCAACUCAAGGCAUGGAUGUGGCAGCAGCUACAAUUCCCAUUUUGCCCCGACAAUUUGUUUCAGAGCCAAUUGGAAACCCUAACGAGUGUUUGCUGCUAAAAAAUAUGUAUGACCCUGCUGCUGAGAGUGACCCAGAAUUUGAUUUGGACAUCAAAGAGGAUGUGGGAGAAGAGUGCUCCAACUAUGGAAGGGUGAAGCAUAUUUAUGUUGCCAAAAGAAAUGACCAGGGGCAAAAUUGUCAUUCUCUUAAUAGGGAAAGUGCUGGCUAUGUGUAUCUACGAUUUGAGAGUGUGGAUGCAGCCUCACGAGCUCAACAGGUGCAUAAAAGAUGGUUUGCCCGCAGCUUGAUUUCGGCCAUUUUCUUGGGGCAGGACAUACAUUUACUAAAAGAAGUUACUAAAGCUAUUUCAUCUUUUAACAAGAAACCUGUUAUUCUUGCUCUUUCCAACCCAACAUCACAAUCUGAAUGUACUGUUGAACAAGCUUAUAAGUGGAGGGCUUUGAUCUUUUUCCAGAAGCGGAUCUAGUUGAGGAGAAUGGUAUGUUAUCUUGCAGGCUACUUAUUUGGGAUACAGGUACAAGUUAGCUACAGUUAGUUUCUUGGUUUAUUUAGUGUUUUUUUUUGGAAAUUUUCAUGUUAAUUAAACAUAUGGCCAUUUGUAUGUUGUGGAUUAUCCGUCAUUUAAUUCAGU
Molecule: messenger RNA, 1059 nt
Organism: Lactuca virosa
Lineage: Eukaryota; Viridiplantae; Streptophyta; Magnoliopsida; Asterales; Asteraceae
Source: the annotation of a GenBank genome assembly